AUGGCCUCCGCAUCGACUCCUCCUCUCCAGAAUAUAUACUAUGAGCGGAAAGUAGCGACGCCUCGAUCAUGCUAUAUCUGUCGACGCGAGACGACGACGGUAUUGGCUACUUUGAACACCCAAGACUUCGUAUACACCUGUGAGGGUCAUCUGACUGAUCCAGGGUUCGCCUCCCUCAUCCCCUCCGCUCCUCCAGCCCCAUCCGGUCCUUCCGCCGAAGAUGUCAAGCGCGUAAUAUCAGAGUACGAAUCCCGAAAGACCAAAAAGGACGACUCGGCCAAGUCCGACAAGGACUCGAAGGAUAAGGAGAAGGAGAAAGCAUCGGCUACGCCGCCGGCGACGGCCUCGCCUGUACCGGUCGCAACGCCCGCAGCCACGCAUCGCAAGUUUGCGCUGCAUAGGCAGAUCUUCGAUAUGCGGCGGAACGAGAUCAAGCGGAAGGAGAUGGGGAUGAGGGCGAAGGAGGUCGGCAAGGGGUUGCCGCAGGUGCCGAGGGGAUUUUGA
Dioszegia hungarica is the source of this 504-nucleotide messenger RNA. Its product is annotated as VPS4-associated protein 1. Gene Ontology annotation, cellular component: endosome. The transcript has 4 exons. The coding region runs from base 1 to 504 and encodes 167 amino acids. The record is from RefSeq and is a predicted model, not a curated record. Gene Ontology annotation, biological process: vacuolar transport. NCBI's taxonomy places the organism in Eukaryota, Fungi, Basidiomycota, Tremellomycetes, Tremellales, Bulleribasidiaceae.